AUGGACGGAGAAAACUCUUUGCCUUCGACUUGUAGUGAUGGCCUGGCCGAAGCUCUCCACGAUGGACCCGCAGCUGCGAAGGCCUGGGAGAAGAAUUCGCGACAGUCUCGUGAAGCGUACAGACAGAUAACGCGACAGUAUCUCUCUGCUCGGAUGUCUGGCGCCUACGAAGACAUGCUUAUGCUUGGCGAGCUCCUCUACAGCAUAGCCCAUCCUUCCGUCUCGCCCGCCGCCGUCAACUUCCCCCUCUCCGUGUGCUGUGGGGACUGCCUGUCUCCGCGCGCGCGAGAUACCGAGAGGAGCGAAGCGGCGGUAGCAGACGGCAACACAAAAACAGAAGAAGAAGGGGGAGAUAAGGAAGCGGCGGAGAGGCACCAAACGCUCUGUUGCCUCCAGGUCGAGAGUCUCUUUUUCUUCGCAGAGGCCCUCGUUGCCUGUGGACAAAUGGAAAGGGCGAGGCGUCUCCUCUUCGUUCAGCACGGAGAACUCACGGCCAGAGACCCGAGCUUGCUCGCGGUCGCAACCCAGUUUCUCCUGUCCCUGGCGACAGCGCUGCAGCGUCUCGGUCGCUUCCCGCACGCGCUUCGACUUCUCUGCGACAUCUACCGGCGCGAGCCGUUUCACCCUCGACUGCUCUUCGCGCUCUUUGGCAGCGGCGUUUUAACUCCUCAGGACGAACUGCAUCUCCUCCGCGAAACGCGGUUUCACAGCAGUCAGCUCUGGGCCAAACACUUGGCGGUGGCCUUAAUCUCCGCUGCAAGAGAUGAAACGCCAGAAACAAUAUGGGAACGGCUAUCCACUUCUUCUUCUUCUUCUUCUUCUUCUUCUUCUUCUUCUUCUUCUUCUUCUUCUUCUUCUUCUUCUCUUGUCGCCGCUCCACCGCGUCCUCCGGGGCUGCAAGCAGUGCCGCUAGCGAUAGGCAUCGGCGGCUGCUGCUUGCGAGUCGACGACGUUCUUUCGUAUGUCGAAGAAAUGUAUCCUGCUCACCACGUUCCCCCGGAAUUCCUUUAUUCGAGCGUCAACUUAACCAUUCAGGCCAUUCGCGCCUUUCGCCGAAGAAACAUUCCCCUCGCAUUCGCCCUGUCCAACCUUCUGCUGGAGACCACCCUCGCCGAGGCGCUCUACGUUCUGCCUGUCUUCAUUUCCUGUUGCGUCCAGUUGGAGAAAGUUGCCGAGCUUCAUCUGCUAACCGAGAGACUGGAAGACGCACUUCAGGGAGCCCUCGCGGACGGCGAGAGAACGGCGCUCACGGCUGCGCUCAUCUACGCUGAAGGCGGCCUUCUCCUCGUCGAGGGAACUGUGGCGAAGGCUGUCGACGUUCUGUUGAAGGCCGCCGAGAUUCCGCAAGAACCGCUGACGACGCCUGGUUUCCUGCCUCUCCAUCUGUCUCUCGCGGAGGCUCUGCAGUCUCCGGUCGACGAACAGGUGUCCUCGAAACAGAAGGCUGCGCGACAGAAACUCGGGAAGACGCUGCGACAACUGAUGCAGAUCUUCAGAGGGCAUCCACGAGUGCUCUUGGCACGCCUCAAAGAAAUGCAGCAGACCCAGCUGCAUGCGCCGAACGCGGCCUGGGACAGAACGGAAGAAAUCCAACUUCUCCGAGAAGCCUUGCGACUGGACUCGCGAGAUCCCCAAGUCCUCCUCGAGUGCGCGGCAGUCGCCUUCGCCGCGGAAAAAUUCCAAGAAGCCGUUCUGCUCGCCAAUCGGGCCUUGUCGGUGUGUAUGUACACCCGCGCGACCGGCCCUCUCUGCGAACUAGGCACCCCCGAAAAACACCGACGAAGCGAACCCGACAGUGGAGACGGAGGAAAAGACGAACCCGGGAAAAGCGACCGGACGGAUCGAGUGAAAGAAAUCCUCUCCACUGACUUGUCGUCGCAGGCUCCUCCGUGCUGCUGCGCCGACGCGCUGCAUGCGCUACGUGGCCAGGCACUUUUAGAGCUGAGCCUGAAACUCGCGACCUCGAGCGAGGUCGAUCUGGAAAGCGAGGAUUUCUUGUUUCCCCGUCUCCCAAUUCCGGAGAAGAGUAGUUCGUCCUCUGGGCCUUUCUCAGUCGAUGGAGGCCUUCCCGUCGCCCUACGCCUCCUCGCCAAGGCUUCCAAAAAUCCUCACGAGAGUCUUCGCUGA
This is a messenger RNA of Neospora caninum, 2127 nucleotides long. RefSeq lists its product as hypothetical. The record is from RefSeq and is a predicted model, not a curated record. Gene Ontology annotation, molecular function: protein binding. The coding region runs from base 1 to 2127 and encodes 708 amino acids. NCBI's taxonomy places the organism in Eukaryota, Apicomplexa, Conoidasida, Eucoccidiorida, Sarcocystidae. The transcript has 16 exons.